AAUAACAGCGAACGCAUAAAACAAAAAGAGUUGUUUUGCUUAUUUUGUAUAUAUGUAUUGGUAUAUUUGCGCGAAUUUAGAUAGUCUUGAUAUUAUAUACUAAACAUAUACAUUCAAGGGUGUUAGACAAAGAAUUAUGUCCGCGCCACGCAUUCGAUUUAAAACCCUUAAAGGCUUCCCACCAGCAAUUGUGGAGAAAAUUGAGACAGAGGCCUUUCUUGAAGCUGCUACGGAAAUCGUUACUAUUAUUGAGACAUUUGGCAAACUAUUUACACCUGUGGUAAAUGAUAUGAAUGGCAAUAUUACGAAGCUAACAAAGGUCUACAACAAGGACAAAGCAUUGUAUGCUUACCUUGAGGACUUGAUAAUAUUAAAUGUGAAUGUAGAUAAUUUUGCGGCGAAUGCUCUAUUAUGGCUAAAGCGUGGCCUACAAUUGAUUUGUACAUUUUUCGAAAAUAUCUUCAAUGACACACAGGCAACAGAGGCAUUGAAGCUGCAUCUGCAAAAUGCAUAUGAGCGUACACUGAAGCCAUAUCAUGGUUUCUUAGUACAGGGCACAAUAAAAAUAAUCUACAAUUGGGUGCCAACACGCUCACAACUGAUUGGACAGGGUGAGGCGCACGAUGAGAAUCUGCAAGUGUUGGAAAACUAUUUGCCAGUGAUGCGUUGUCACUUGAAUCGGAUUGACGCGCUGCUAAAAAAACACAAUUUGGAUGAUGCAAAGGUGUGAGAAGGCGGAAAUUUGCUAACAACCCGCAUAAUACUUGUGUUUUGUUUUUGUUGCAUGCUUAAAAAAAAAAAAAAAAUUUAGAUAAGUUUAAUGAAGAGGCUUCUAUGCACCUUUCGGGGUCUGGGUCUAUUGAACCGAAGCUAUCUUGAAUUAGGGCAAUAUUUAUAAUAGGCCUAAGAAUUUUACGUUUAUAUUGAAUGUAUUAAAUUUUGUUAUUGCGGACUUAGUCCAAAUUUAUGAAAUAUUGCUGUAUCGUUAUUUUAAACCUGAAAUUCAAUUCGAGUUGAAUAGUAAUUUCAUCGCGGACAUGCGAUUUAUUUAAUUUAUUUCUGUUAAUUAGUAUAAAAAAUAAACUAUUAUGCAUUUAAACUAUGGCA
Rhagoletis pomonella (apple maggot) is the source of this 1107-nucleotide messenger RNA. Its product is annotated as glycolipid transfer protein. Gene Ontology annotation, cellular component: cytoplasm; cytosol; membrane. Gene Ontology annotation, molecular function: ceramide 1-phosphate transfer activity; ceramide 1-phosphate binding. The transcript has 4 exons. Gene Ontology annotation, biological process: intermembrane lipid transfer; ceramide transport. The coding region runs from base 137 to 730 and encodes 197 amino acids. The record is from RefSeq and is a predicted model, not a curated record. Lineage: Eukaryota; Metazoa; Arthropoda; Insecta; Diptera; Tephritidae.